AUGCCUCAUCGGGAUACUCCUGAUCCUCCUCCUGCCGAUGAUCCGGUGCCACCUCCAGAAGGUGAUGACCCACCACCAGAGGAUGCUGGUGACGAUGAUGAUGAUGAACCUGAGGGUUUCCCAGGGGGUCCUUCAGAUGUUUCCCUGCUGACAGGGUAUGCUGACCAUACUGCCAGACAUGUUUGGGAUGGAGAGACUCGUCAGCCGCAGAAGUUCUAUAACCAAGGGCGGAAGAUAUUAUCUUUAGAGCAGCAAUAG
Molecule: messenger RNA, 258 nt
Organism: Lathyrus sativus (Indian pea)
Lineage: Eukaryota; Viridiplantae; Streptophyta; Magnoliopsida; Fabales; Fabaceae
Source: the annotation of a GenBank genome assembly